This is a messenger RNA of Prionailurus viverrinus (fishing cat), 1119 nucleotides long. RefSeq lists its product as uncharacterized. The transcript has 7 exons. The record is from RefSeq and is a predicted model, not a curated record. Lineage: Eukaryota; Metazoa; Chordata; Mammalia; Carnivora; Felidae. Bases 1 to 885 code for a protein of 294 amino acids.
AUGAAAAUCCUGCACUCCACAGUUUCCAAGAGCAAAUUGAAGGUGGAUCCGGAUCCAGGCGCGCGCUCCGGGGACAAAGGUUUCCCGCCUCCCUUCUCGGAGUUGAUCCACGCGGGCCUGAGCUCCUCUGCUCUCUCAGGCCCAGCUAGCGGCCCAAACUACGAACUCGCCCUGCCCAGCACUCGGGCGCCACCGCGCGUCCCGCGGGCCGCCCUGCAGCUCCGGCUCCGGGACACCAUUUCAGACUCGGGGCCGCGCGCCGCGGGGUGCGGGGUCCCGGGCCCCCAGGGUCUGGGCGGAGCCGACCUGCUCCAACCGUUCCCGGGAGCCGGGAGUGUGCGCUGCGCGGCGGCGGCUCCGCGGUCGGCCCCUCCCGGGCUGGGUAGGAGAGAGGAAGCCCCGCUCGGCGCCGUCUAUGUGCUUCUGCAGUUUGGGAAGGACCGGGUUUUCCCGGGAAGGAGCCCGGCUCAGCUGUGUCGACCCUGGGACGUCUCCUUUCCCUUUCUUUCUAGAAGAAACAGCGUGUCCGAGCCUUCCGUAGGGAAAGGCGCUCGUCACCCUUGGUUCGUGGUGACUUUAAAAUGUGAAGUACGAGGACUCUUCAGGCCGAUGCUGAGCUGGGCGGACCUGCGCUCGCCCACAGCCUGCGAGGAGACUCAGCCCCGCGCCCACAGCACGGAGCCCGGCCCUUCUACCCCUUCCUGCGAGCCUGAUGAGCCUCCCGGUUUCCGGCUGGCUCGGAUAAGGAAGCAUCUUUCUGCUGGCCGAGUCCCUUCAUCGCCCCAGCACAGUUUCCAGAACUCAGGGGGCUUCUGGAGCAGAAUUCUGGAACUCCAGGCUCGGUCCUGCUGCCAUUCCUCUCCCGGUACCAGCUCGUUUGUUUAAGGGGCUGUUGGUGUAUCGUGGUUAUUAGACCGCUGUGAAUCUGGGAUCUGGAAAGAUCGUCCCCCGUUAUGUUACCCACUGGCCUGUUGAUGGAGGAACCUAAUGGCGGAUCCUUACUUUUGUUAAGGGUUUGUCUCCCCCCCCACCCCCCCCACCCUCCCCACCCCCGCCCCAUGGUUUGCCCUUUUGAGGUUAGGCUUAAAGGGCCUUUCUCUGUUACUAAGUUAAAAACUG